Molecule: messenger RNA, 2337 nt
Organism: Encephalitozoon intestinalis ATCC 50506
Lineage: Eukaryota; Fungi; Microsporidia; Unikaryonidae
Product: vesicle coat complex subunit
Exons: 1
Coding region: 1-2337 (778 amino acids)
Biological process (GO): intracellular protein transport; vesicle-mediated transport
Cellular component (GO): membrane coat
Source: RefSeq, a predicted model, not a curated record
AUGGGGAUCAAGGAUACGUUUGGAAUGGAAGGGAUAAGAAGACUCUUUGAAAGAGGUUCGUUUGUGGAAAAUCCCCUGGGCAAGUCAUUGAUUGUGAAGCAUCUUUCGUCUCUGAAUUCCAAGAGGCAGAUCAAAGGGGCAAGGAGUCUGGUGAGCAGGAUGCAGCGUGGAGAAGAUCUCUUUGAGCUCUGUAAUGAUGUCAUCAAGGCGAUGGACACAAGAGAUCCCGAGCUCAAGAGAAUGCUCAACCUGUAUCUGGUGAAGUAUGUGCAAGGAUGGCCUGCAAAGCAACUGAUAUGUAUCAACACCGUACUGAAGGAUCUUGGAGACGUAAAUAGCGAAAUGCGACAUUGUGCAAUUCAAGAUAGUGGGCUGCUAGGAGACGGAGCAGUGAUCAAAAACUAUGUUAAUCCUCUCAAGGAGCAUGGGGUUAGUGCGCUGCCUGAGACAAGAAGGAAGGUAGCAGACUCAUUGAGGAACUAUUUCAGGAAAGAUCCCCGUUUGUUCCAUGACGAAGACCUUUGCGAUCUACUGAGAGACUUGGUGUUUGACGAGGAUGCAGGUGUGUGUGCAUCUGCACUAAAUAGCGUUCAAGCCAUAGAGAAGGAGACAAGAGUCCUUUCUACCAAAGACAUCUAUAUCCUCUUUGGAAAGGCCAUUAAGACAGGAAACAGGGAAAUCCUUGGAAGUCUUCUGGAAGUGAUGAAUAACAGAGCAGAGGACUUCCUUGAUGCUGCUCCAUUGGUUCCAUUGUUGAGAUCGUGUAGCCUUCGGAUAUUCCGUCAGGCAUCUGAUCUGGCCAUUUCUAUCGAUCCCUCUUACAGGCAAAUUGUGUUUGAUCACCUCAAAGGGUUUCUUAAUUCAAAGGACGAGGAGUUGUAUCUUGUACUUGACUAUGCCGAGUCUCUUCUUGAUCAUGUGAAGUACGACAAUUCAUGCUUUGCCAUCUACCACAGCGACAGGAAAUACAAUAAGAUAAAGAAGCUUAAGAUUCUAUUCAAAAGGCUGGAUAGCAUCUCUGUGUCGGAAAUAAAGAACCAAUGCAGAGAUGAAGAACUUCUUGGAGUGAUUUUGAAGGAGUCUCUUAUUGCAGACUAUCUUAUAGAGGAGCCGUUCAAAUACAUACGCAAGGCAGAUGAAAUAAUAAGAGUUCUGUACAGUGAAGAUGCUAUUUCAGAAAAAUGGUCGGGACUGAUUGAAAAAUUCUUGAUGAGUGCGAGGGAAGUGCAGGAAAGGCAGAAGUAUAUCUAUCUCUGUGGGAGAUAUGUCCACGAGAUUCCUUCAGAAGUUAUAAGAAUCCAAAGUCUGUACAUUCCUUCUCUAGUCAACGAGACGGCCAGGUUUUAUCUUAGCCUCCAUAGAAGAGGAGUGGUAAAUCUGGAAGAGACCCUAGGGCACCUCCGUCUGGUACAGAAGAGCCCAAAGGACAGAAUCCGAGCAGUGAUCAAUGAACUGAAGACCCGGGGAAUAGGAGUGUUUUCAGCAUUUUGUGACAUCAAAAAGCGGGAUCUGAACAGCACUAAAGCCUGUAGAUCUGUUGGGAUAAAGUAUGAGGAAAAGACCACUUCGAUACUCGAUGGCAAGCCAUACUAUGGACUAAGUGAAGAUGGAUUUCUAAGGGAAAAUUCUGGAGAAGCAUUGGAGAAGUUCCGCGAAGAGGAGAAAUCUCUACGUGAAGAAUGCUCUUCUCUUGAAAGAGGAGAGACACAAACAACCGAGCUCUCUUCUGCAGGAGAGAGUAGUCCAUUUCCAGGAAAUGGCUCACAAUGUCCAGCUCUGUUCUUGGGCAAGGAAGACGAGGAAAAUGUUUGGCUGAGGUUUGCUGAAUCUCAUCGUCCUGUUGAAGGUAAGAGGGCCAAAGAGAAGGAAUCCACCAGGCUGAUAGACACCCUUGGGCUAAAAGGGAUUCUUGCCAUUGCUGGUGAAGAGGUUAUACUUCAAGUGGAUGUGCUAGAAAGUCCAUUGGUUAUUUAUUACAGGUGUAAGGGGCGACUCAACAGUAUCAAAAUAGACGGCGAAGGGACUUUUUCUCUUUUCACAAUAGGUCUUCCAGUAAUCAACUCGGAGUUCAGCCUAACAAUAGGAAAGUCCAACUACGAAAUCUACCUGGGAAUCAGAAGCUUGAUGAAUCCAUUUGAGUGCUCGAAGGAUGAGUUUGAAAGGAAAUUCCAUGAGCUCAGAGACCACAUACUCCUAGGGGAAAUCGACACUGGGAAGGCAUAUGCCGUCGACAACCAUCGGUUCUCAUUUUCUGUCCUUGGCUCAAAAUUCUACGGAAAGCAUCUCAAUGGACAGGCAAUCCUCAAAGGCCCGAGGAAGCUGUUGGGACUCUUUUAA